GCCGACGUGAAGUGGGGCGUGAGGAGCGCGGUCGCACCGGGGCGGGGUGGGCGGGGCCGGGCUCCGGGAGCGCUGCUCCGGCUGAGGCGAACAGGGAGGCGACCGCGCGUCCGCCGAGGGGCCGGCGGGCGCUGUGCUAUAAACCCUACAGAAUAUCCAUUGGUGGGUUUCUCUUGAAGAGAGAGCCAUAUCAAGGAAUAUCAAGGGAUAUAGCUUGAAUUGGCUUUUUGUGUGUAAUGUUCAGGCUUAGAAAUGCCUUAUGUGGAUCGUCAGAAUCGCAUUUGUGGUUUUCUAGACAUUGAGGAAAAUGAAAACAGUGGGAAAUUUCUUCGAAGGUACUUCAUAUUGGAUACCAGAGAAGAUAGUUUUGUAUGGUACAUGGAUAAUCCACAGAACUUACCUUCUGGGUCAUCACGUGUGGGAGCCAUUAAACUUACCUACAUUUCAAAGGUUAGCGAUGCAACUAAGCUCAGGCCAAAGGCUGAAUUCUGUUUUGUUAUGAAUGCAGGGAUGAGGAAAUAUUUCCUACAAGCUAAUGAUCAGCAGGACCUAGUAGAAUGGGUAAAUGUGUUGAACAAAGCUAUAAAAAUUACAGUACCAAAGCAGUCAGACUCACAGCCUCAUUCUGAUAACUUAAGUCGCCAGAGUGAAUGUGGGAAGAAGCAAGUGUCUUACAGAACUGACAUUGUUGGGGGCGUGCCCAUCAUUACCCCAACUCAGAAAGAAGAAGUAAAUGAAUGUGGUGAAAGUAUUGACAGAAAUAAUUUGAAACGGUCACAAAGCCAUCUCCCCUACUUUACUCCUAAACCACCCCCAGACAGUGCAGUCAUCAAAGCUGGAUAUUGUGUAAAGCAAGGAGCAGUGAUGAAAAACUGGAAGAGAAGAUAUUUUCAAUUGGAUGAAAACACAAUUGGCUACUUCAAAUCUGAACUGGAAAAAGAACCCCUCCGUGUAAUACCACUUAAAGAGGUUCAUAAAGUCCAGGAAUGUAAGCAGAGUGACAUAAUGAUGAGGGACAAUCUCUUUGAAAUUGUAACAUCGUCUCGAACUUUCUAUGUGCAGGCUGAUAGUCCUGAGGAGAUGCACAGUUGGAUUAAAGCGGUCUCUGGUGCCAUUGUAGCACAGCGGGGGCCUGGCCGAUCAGCAUCUUCUGAGCAUUCCAGCUGGCCUUCCGAACCCAAACCCGCGCUCCGCUCUGCCAGUGCAGCAGCCACCGCCUCACAUUCCACAGCCUCUCACAGCAACUCUUUGGUCUCAAGCUUUACCAUGGAGAAGCGAGGAUUUUACGAAUCUCUUGCCAAGGUCAAGCCAGGGAACUUCAAGGUCCAGACUGUCUCUCCAAGAGAACCCGCUUCCAAAGUGACUGAACAAGCUCUGCUAAAACCUCAAAGUAAAAAUGGCCCUCAGGAGAAAGAGUGUGACCCAGUGGACUUGGAUGACGCGAGCCUUCCGGUCAGCGAUGUGUGAGACUGAAGCGCGUGGAGCUUCACCUGCCUCCUCAGCCCUUCUAGCCAAAGAUGGUAGGGGAUGAAACGGUUUUUAAUACAUAUAUUAUACUGCCUCUUUGAUGUACUCUUUAUAAGCUGGUAAACCAAGAAUCCAGGGAGUGGCCAAACUAAAUGUAAUGUCUUUAAAAAAAAAAAACAAAAAAAAGACAAAAGAACGCAAGAAAAAAACCGAAGUGUUUCAGUAUCAAACUGUCUGAAGCUCUGUGUGCUCUCUUUUGGGUGAUGAAAAUGUGUGUGGUAUUUAUCCCUAGUGAAUCUGACAAUUUAAAUGUUUAACAACUUAGAACAUUAAAAAUGCUUAUUAAUUAUUUUGGUUGUUUUUAAAAUGCUACUUAGAGUUCCUAUUAGAGGUUUGGUAUUUACAUAUUCUUACUGGUUAAUAUUAUUGAAUGAGAUAUUGUCUGACUAAGAUAUCUAAAAUCAUGAUGUCUGUGGUGCUGUAAAAUUUAUACUAUGAUGUGGACAAUUUGGAAAUGAUAACCAUCUUUGAUGCUCUGGAUCUCAAGGUGAGUGGCAAGUGUUGCGUAGAGGAUAUCACUGGACCUGUUAGGGUUGUAGGCUGCACGGGGUGGAAAUUAGAACUCACACAACUGUGUCUUGGAUGUGGAUUUGAAAAAACUUAGGACUUGCAGCAUGAAACAGUGAAAAUGAUUUGGUAUGAAGUUUCUGGGAGAUCUGAUUUUCAUAUCGAGGUUUUAUAAAUAGUUCAUAUUUCUAUAUUUGGAUCAAUGAAAGACCCCAAGUUUAUAUGUAAAGACAUACUGCCCUUAGCCGUAUGAUUGCAGCCUCCCCUUUUUGUCACUGAUUAACCUCUAUUCAAGCACCUGUGUCUUCUCAUCUUGUUGGAGAAUAUUGUCGGACUAAUGUUCUCAAAAGUCCUACAUGAUCGGUUUUAAACAUUGGGAUAAAAUUAAUUUUCAGUAGCAUAGUUUAAUGUGCUAAAUAAGAUAGCUUCUCGUGGUCAAGAUGCCAGAAUGCUUUUAUUCUCCUACCUGUGUAAUGUAGAUGUUGUAAACCACAAAUUUGAGUAUACAUUUAAUCAUGGGGAUAUCGUAAACGUCAGCACCGUUCUAAAAACCCUUAGUUUCAAGUGUUGCAUAAUAGAUCAGUUUGAAGUACCAUUUUUAAUGGUUGAGUUUUAAACAUUUGCUUUAAGAAAAUAGUCUUGAAUUUCACAUGCUGCUAUUUUUACGAUAUUUUGCCAUCUUACUGUACUGUUUUGUUUUGAGUUCAUAUGUGUCACUGUUUCUCCUUUGCGUUUUCUAAGAUGACGUCUUGUUUGAGAGAGAAGUGGGAGAGAUUUCCUCUGCAGUGGUGGGGUCCAGAGGUUACUAUCUGUUAUAGUGGAAUUAUCAUGGAGUCAGUUUAAAAAUCCAAAUGCAUAAAGUGCACCACUCAUUUUUUUUAUUCAUAAGCUAAUAACUUUGAAAAGCUAUAUUUCAGUUUUUUUUCUUUUUUGCAGCUACAUUGGAAAAUGGUAGAAUGGAAGGGUUUGAAGUAGAUACCACGUUUUCUGCUGAUAUAUCCAUUAUAAUGGCUCUUUUGAAAGUUACUUUUUCAUGAAUGCACCUAAGAAAUCUUGUAUAGACAGUUUGCAAUAUUCAGGAGCCUCAUGCUUUUUUCUUUGGUACAGCUUCUACAUUUGCAUGUUCAUUUUAGCAUAUUUUGGUAUUGGUAAUUUGAUAUAUUUCAUAGUGGCAAAAUACUAGCUCUAUUUUGGGACUUUUUAUAGAACUACCCUUGUAUUCAGUAGCAUAGGAAAAUGUUCUUGUGAUUAUCAGGGUCUCCUAAUAUUUAUCUCAAUACUUUUAUAAUUCUAUGAAAAUUAUUUAAUUAUUUUAAAACAUACUUUUCUUGUAAAUAUGUCACAUCUGAAUUGUCAAAAAUUUACUUUGAAUACCUUAAUAUUUGCUGCAUUUUUUCCCCUGUAUAUAUAAUAUGUCUUCUUUCAGAAUGGGAAUGUACGUGUGCUUCCCAGUGUUUACUUUUACGUCUGUUAUCUUUAUAAUGUCAAAUUGGUUGAACACUGUAAUGACUUGAGAAUAAACUCAAAAUUCUAACUUCUCA
Molecule: messenger RNA, 3575 nt
Organism: Zalophus californianus (California sea lion)
Lineage: Eukaryota; Metazoa; Chordata; Mammalia; Carnivora; Otariidae
Gene: PLEKHA1
Product: pleckstrin homology domain containing A1
Exons: 13
Coding region: 253-1467 (404 amino acids)
Cellular component (GO): cytoplasm; membrane
Molecular function (GO): PDZ domain binding
Source: RefSeq, a predicted model, not a curated record